CCGGGCUCGAGGCGCCCAGGAGCCGCCCCGCGGGGGGCCGUGCCCCUCGAGGCCCCUCGAGGCCGCGCGGCCGCGACGCCGGGGCGCCUUCACCACCGCCGGCACCUUGGGGGGGCGGCCGCGCGACGCGCGCGAAGAGGCCGCCAUGAGCGCGGGCGAGGGCAGCGGCCCCGGCGGCGGCCUGCACGGCAUGCCCGCGGGCCUGCUCUUCGGCAUGACCCAGCCUGGAGGGGGCCUCCCGCCCAUGAUGAACCCGCCGCCCGGGCUGCCGCCGGGCCUCCCGCCGCCAGGGCUGCCGCCCCCUGGGCUGCCGCCCGACUUCGACUUCUCGGCGCUCGCGCAGCUGCAGGGGCUGCCGCCGGGCGGCCUGUCCGGGCUGCCGGGGGGGCUGCCCGGGCUCGGCGGCUUCGGCGGGCUGCCCGGGCUGCCCGGGGGCCUGCCCGGCGACCCGGGCUCCAAUCCGAUGCUGCAGGCCUUGCUCGCGCAGGCGCCCGCGGGCCCCUCUGCCGCGGACACUGCGGCCCUCAUGGCGCAGGCGCAGCAGCAGCAGCCCCCGCAGCAGCAGCAGCAGCAGGCGCAGCAGCAGGCGCAGCGCGCGGAGGAGGAGCGCCGCGAGCAGCGGCGCCGGGGCGAGGCGGCGAGCGCGCAGGCCGAGAUGCGCGAGAAGCUGGCCGCCGCGGAGAGGGUCAAGUGCCACCUUCACAAGAAGCCGAAGGCCGGCUGUAAGUUCUGCGCGAAGCACCAGGACGCCAUGGAGGCGGCCCAGAAGAAGCCCGAGCCGGCCAAGCCCGAGCGCCGGAGGGGGCGCAGGAUCGACCGGGCGAUCUCCGAGGACCGCGACGACCGGCGCGGCCCCCUUGAGCUCGCCAACCCGAAGACCUUCGGCCUGAGCGGGCUCCUGCAGACGCACAUCGUGGAGUGCGCACACUACAAGUCGCUGCUCACCCUGGACACGUUCGAUCAGGUGACCGACGAGACGUUCCAGUUCGCCACCGCGGUGGAGCCCUACAUGGCCAACAGCGGCACUGUGCCCUCGGCACUCUUCUGCUGCCUCUACCGCUUCUUCACGCUCGGCCUUGACCGCAGCAGGCUCCAGAAGCUCAUGGACAGCCAGGAGAGCCCAUUCAUCAGAUGCGCCGGGUUCCUGUACGUCCGCUUCGGGCUGCCGCACGACCAGCUGCUGGGCUGGCUCGGCGACUACAUCCUCGACGACGAGGAAUUCAAGCCCUCCGCGGAGACGGAUCAGCGGCUAACGAUCGGGGAGUUCGUGGAGGCGCUGCUCAGCCAGGACAGGUACUACAACACCGUCCUGCCCCGCCUCCCCAUGGUCACCAAGCGCGCCGUCGAGGAGAGGCUCGCCCCCCUGGGGCAGAACCGGAAGCGGAUGCAGGCGAACAAAAGCAUAAUAGACAAGUUCCGCGACCGGGGAUGCAGGGUCGAGGCGAACAUCGACGGUGAGUGGAUGCCAGGCGCUGUGGUCGAGCUCGACGAGGAGCGGCCCAACAGGCCGACGGUCCGCGUGCGCCUGGACGACGGCGGGGAGGAAUACGUGCUGCUGGGAAAGGUGAUCCUGUCCAGCCGCGGCGGAGGGCGCGAACGCUCGAGGUCGCCGCCGCGGGCG
Messenger RNA from Prorocentrum cordatum, 1621 nucleotides. NCBI's taxonomy places the organism in Eukaryota, Dinophyceae, Prorocentrales, Prorocentraceae. The record is from the annotation of a GenBank genome assembly.